CGACUCAAAGUUACUAUAGACAUUACGUAAGUUACUUUAGACACGCAGAUAAAUAAAAAGUUGUUUAGUGUGUUUACUGGUUUAAAUAGUCAAUUACAUAAAAUUCCGCAAACAAAAGAUUACCGGAAACUAAAAAUCGUUAGAAAACUGAAAAAUGUUAGAAAACUCUAAUUAUGAUCGCAAACUGAUCAGCUAAAAUGAUUAUCAAUAUUGACCUCAUAAAGAUUAUUUUUCUACCGAUUAAGGCAUCAUUCGUGUAUUCAAUAUUAUACAAUAUUAUAUAAUAAAUGAUUCAUACAUGCAAUAAGCAAUUAUUUAUUUUAUCGUUUGAAUUCUUAUCGAAAAAAAAACAUCAUCAUCGAUCAUAUUUUUUUUGACUUUUUAAGAUGCAGAAUAAUUUUUCAGUUAUAAGCGGAAAUCAAAGAGGAUCUAUAGUAAUGUCAGCUCUAAACGGAAAUCAAAGAGGAUCCGUGGUUAUGUCAGCAAUAUCUCCAAUGUUAAUGAUUCCAACUUUAUCAAAACUUGAGAAGAGUCCAAGUUUGCGUAGAAAAAACGAGAAAAAAGUCGAACAUUCAACAAUCGAGUCAAACGUUGAUAACUUUAAAGAUGCAAAUUUCGAUAAAAGUUUAAAAGAAAAUGAUAUGAGAAAAAUUAGCAAUAAGACAAGAGAAUGUAAUAUUAUACUUUUAGGAGAUCUGGAAAUUGGUAAAACUGCGUUUGCAGUUCGUUUUGUAACAAGACGGUACCUUCAUGAAUAUGAUCUAGAUUUAGAAAGAACAUAUGAAAAAACAUUAGAGUAUGCAGACGAUCAGAUACUUGUUAGGUUAUGGGAUACAGUUAAAUCGAGUUGGGAGAGCUAUGUUGAUCAAGCAGAUGGAUUUAUUGUUAUGUACUCAGUAACUUCAGUUAAAAGUGCAUUUAAUGCAAAAAAUAUUAUAAAAUCAAUUCGAUCUUCUUCUGCAACCAGAAACCUUCCAAUUAUGAUGGCUGGAAACAAAGUUGACCUCGAACAUGCAAGAAAAGUCUCUCAACAAGAAAUGAACAAUUUUGCAAAUGCAAAUGAUUGUAUUUUUGAAGAAUUUUCAGUUGCAUGUACAACAUUAAUUGACCCAAUUUUACUAUUGUUACUGAAACAAAUUAUACAAACUAAACGAGACAAAUGUUUGCUAUCCUCGCAACGAGAUUUUACCGGUAGCAAAUCAUCGUUAUCUAAAAACAAGUUUACAAGAUUUCUUUACCGUUGAAAUAUGUUGAUUUGCUUACGCAUUUUCAUGAUUUUAUGAGCAGAUCAUGACUACCAUGGAAGUAUCGGAAAUUCUCAGUAGAUUUUAUGAGCAAUCAUGACUACCAUGGAAAGUAUCGGAAAUUCUCAGUAGAUUUUAUGAGCAGAUCAUGACUACCAUAGAAAGUAUCGGAAAUUCUCAAUAGAUUUUAUGAUCUUUAGUAUUAUCUCAGUAUCAUAGUAAUUAAUUAUCAGAUUUUCACUGC
This is a messenger RNA of Hydra vulgaris (swiftwater hydra), 1488 nucleotides long. RefSeq names its product ras-related protein Rap-2a. The record is from RefSeq and is a predicted model, not a curated record. Gene Ontology annotation, molecular function: GTPase activity; GTP binding. Lineage: Eukaryota; Metazoa; Cnidaria; Hydrozoa; Anthoathecata; Hydridae.